Molecule: messenger RNA, 5781 nt
Organism: Pararge aegeria (speckled wood butterfly)
Lineage: Eukaryota; Metazoa; Arthropoda; Insecta; Lepidoptera; Nymphalidae
Exons: 6
Coding region: 165-4421 (1418 amino acids)
Source: RefSeq, a predicted model, not a curated record
AUUAUUUUUAAGCGCGGAGGUUUUUAUUCGAGUAAAAUUUGUGUGCUUCGGUGCUCAUGAUUUGUUUUUCUGAAUGCAUUUAGUUUUAGCACGUCCGCGAGUCGUAGAUAUCGUCUUGUUUCGUGUAGUGUUACACCGGUUGGUUGAGUUUUUUUUUGUGAAUUAUGGACCGAUAUGUGGUGACCCGGCACUCUAAACGUAGGAGGAGCAAUGAUGGGAUGCUGGCCAGAUGGAAAAGGAAGUAUGUUGGAGGCCUACUGACUAAGCAUUUGUGGCUUAGCACCGGAUACGAUUUAAAUGAUGCCAGUUAUGUAAUCAACAGACGCUAUACAAAGAGCAAGAUGUCACCGGUCUGCCACAACUUCGUACAGAAUGCGUGGAAGAAAGACUUCUGCUCGAACUGUUUCAAAUCACGCGAGGAACACGCCAAGCAGGAAAGGCCGACUGAAGGCAGUAAAUACUUAGUGACUCCAUUCCAGAACAGAGGCACAUUCUUCAAGAAAACUCCUUCCAGUAUCCUUAAAAUACAUCCAAAAAAAAAAGGGAAACGAAAUGUACGAUUCCCUGAAGAGGUGUGUAGUGUUAUAGGAUAUGGGGGCGAUGAUUGGUCGGAUGGUGAAGAAUUCGAAGUUUCAGAAGACAACGAUGACGAGGACACUUUCCCAGACACAGAAGAAGAGAGAGAACUUCACAGAAUAACAAAAUCUAACACUGACUUUAAUACAGUUAAAGCUAACUUACUAGGCGAUUCUCUGACUAAGUCUUACACUUCGUUAUUAUUAGGAAAAGUUCAAACAGAUUCCGAUGGGAAAAAGAAAACACUGAUGGUAUCAGUAACCCCUUUUGGUCAGGACAAUAAUGGUAAAAGUCCAAAUGUCAAAACACAUAUUCGAAAGCCAGCUGUUAUAAAUUUAGCAGAACAAACGGAAGAAUCCUCCAGCUACAAGACAAAUAUAAUACUGUCCACGUACAUGAAAGAAUCGGAAACUAUUAUUACAACAGAUGGCGCGAAACCACCUAAUGGUAUUUUAUGUACUGAAAAAUCGUUGCUAGAAGAAAUAUCGGAAACUUUGCAACAAAAUAGGAUAAGUAAUUCAGAGUCUCAUCUAGUUCAAAACGAAUGUAACAAACCUUCAAUUGUAGAAGGUAAAAUGAAACAAAGUAUGCAAGAUGAUUGCGAAAGAAAAGAAAUGUGUGAAACUAAAAAGAACAGUAUCGUAAGAAAAUCGCCAUUAAACAAAACCCAAGAAAGGCCAAAAGUUAAUCUAAGUCGAUCAGAGUUCAAAUUUUGUAAAAUUAACAUUGAAAAUAGUAGUGUUGAUUCCGCAGUAGGUACUCUUAAUUCCACUGCAAAUAACUCCCUGACUUCUGACGAUGAAAGCUUCAGUGGUCGCGCGGAUUCUGAUAACGAUGAUAGUGGACAUUUCUCUGAAGGUCACAAAAUUGAAGAGACCGUUAAAAUAAAAGUAUAUAAUGAAGAUAAAAAUAUAAAAAUGUCACCUAUCGGACAGUUAAGAAAAGUAGACGGACAAGCAAGUAACGGAUAUUCAACAUUCCAAAGUCCGAUCAUUGACAUGCCAUCAAUAAUACCGAAACAACCGGAAACAAUAUUCUCCGCGGAAGCCAGUCGUGAGUUAGCGGGUGAGCCGGAUGGUAGGGCAGACCCUGACGAUAUGAGCGAAGCACCAGCCCUACCUAGUAGCCCAGUGCCUACUAUGGAUCCGCGUCCAUCAUUUUUGCACGGUAUGAUAACUGAUAUAAUACCUUUGAAACCGGUCCCUCCAGAAAAGCCUAAACUUCCUGUCAAACCAGUUAUGAAACAAAGUAAAAAGAGCGUUACAUCACCACCACAAGUUGUAAUGCAUUUGCAAACAAAAAAAGAGGAGGAAGAAAAUUCAGUUAAAUACUCAAAUGAUCAUACAAAAAGUGAAAUUAACGAAUACCGGUCAGAUUCCGUUUAUUACGCGAAACCAGUGCUCACGAAACAGGACAGCGAUACGUCUUUAAAUAGUUUAUGUAAGCGAAAGGCACCAACACCACCUCUGUCACCUACCGAAGAAUACUGUAGUAAUUUAUACCAAAGAAAUCCAAACGGAUUUAUGAAAUCAGAUUCACCUGUUGUAAGAGAAAUGGAAAAACGGGAACGAGCCGUGAUGUCUUUACCGAAAACAAGAACAUUGGAUGAUGACACCAAAAAGUCAGAAAUUACACCUGAACCGGCUCCCAGAAGAAAUAUUUCUCUAUCCCACGACAAUCUACUUUUGGACGAAAAAAGGAAAGGCAAGAUAAAAUUUUCGAUUAAAAAACUGCUUCGUAUUGGGUCAUCAAAGGAUUUGGAUAAGAAAGAGUUAAGCGUUGCCACAGUCACGAAAGUCGCUGCUAAGAGCGAGGAGAUAUAUGAUUUGACCCCGAAACCUAAGCCGCGUCUCGUCAUCAUUCAUCCUUUGGAUAUCAACGGAUCAAGUGUUGAAGUUGUGAAAUCGAAUUGUGAAAUUUCCGAGAGCUUACGUCGCUUGAGUCAUGAAGAUGUUUCGUCGAUAUACAGUGGGAGUAGCUCAGCAACCGAUGACGCACCUGCGAGGGUAGUCAACAAACCUCCUCCUCCGCCGAGGAUAUCCAGCGAGGAAUAUAAGUCUGCGUCCAGUAUACCCAAACCUGCAAGGCCACCUCCGCCAAAAUCUAUAGCCUUACAAAAGAAACAAAAACAACAAGCUUGGUCUAAUACCGCGAAGCAGGAUGACAAUAUUUAUGCUAAUUUAGGAGAGAUCCGAUCGGCGCUGGCGCCAAGGAAACCAGAACGAACGGCGAGUAUGCGCGAACGUGAGACACAUCUUGAAUUAGUCAAGCGUAGGACUUCACUGGACGACGAUAAAGAUGACGUGGACGAUCCGCAGGAACUCGUGCAAGCCACCAACGACCCUGUGAUACAUAGCUACGACGAUGUUUACAAUAACGGGAAAUAUGACGAGGAAAACUGCGAUUCCGCCAAAAAUAGUGACAGCGACUACGAAUAUGUAAACCACGCGAGAUCUAGCUCCCCAGAAUGCGAUGCGGGCAUCAAAACUAGAGCAGAAGAAAGAACGGAGCGUAAAUCAGAAGAAACUGCCGAAUUUCCGAAAUACAAUUUCAGAUCGUCACUCCCAUACUGCGGCAGCGAGACCGAAUCGGAAAUUUACUCUCCAUACAGUUUCUACAGCUCAGAUAAUAUAGACAGUCCCACAAAUGAUGAUUACCAGAACGAUAUGUCUCCGAAAAAUACCACCAACAAGUUGAGGGUUAGGAAGGGGAGGAGUGUGGUUCACAAGAAUCUCGAGGAUAAUUACGGAGCGGUCGUUAUCGCUAAUCACGAGGCGCUGGCGCAGGUUUUAGAACAGGUCCAACAAAGCGCAGCAAUGCAACCUUCAUUGCGAGGGCUCAAAGCCUGCACCAACCUCCGAUGGAGCGACUUCUCCAUCCAGCAGAACAAGACCUACACAAAAGCCGGCAAGAGAUUCUUCUACCCAGCGCUAUGGAAGUCCAAUCAGGGCCAAGUCAAUGUCACCCUGAUGCUGUAUAAGGAGCAGAUGGUCUCCCAAAUGGUCUGUCAGUCCGUUCAGCCGACCACACUGAGUUUGAAUGCUAUUACCGAGUUCUGUGAUUUGGUCCCUUUACAACAGUUCGGGGAGAAAGGUGAAGAUUUGGUACAAGCCACAAUAGUCGUGUUAGCGCACGCGAACGUCGACACGAUCCAGUCCUACGGAGAGGACCUCCACUCCGAAACUGCGAAAGACAACCAGCCAACCGACCAGAUCCACGAAGCCAUAUUCAUGAUGCUGCAGCUCAUCAACGGGCUGAAGUGUCUCCAAGCCCGAGGAGUGGAGGAGAUUCCGGAGAGCUUGACCUCCUUCAUCGUGUUGAGGGAGGUUCAGCCCACGCACGGGAGCACGAUGAAUCUGCCGUCACCAGACGAUAGACUGAGCUCAUUGUCAGCGCCCAAGACCAACUGCUAUGGACGGCUGUGUAUAUUGCAAGGAUUAACUGACGACAUGAACUGCAGCAAGUCCACAGACGAAGACCUCAGUUCGCUUUGCAAAUGUGCCACGAAAGCCACAGAGAUCCUCCUGCCCAGAGACAAACUAACGCCACUCAUCAAAGAGAUCCUACACGAAGAACGUGCAGUGUCCUUGAACCAAGCGAAAUCAGUCCUGGAAUUCAUGCUAUGGGCACCGUUCGACGUAGUCCAAGGCGUACCAGCCGAAGAGAGGGAAUUAUCACUACAGAGGUGGUUAGACCUCGAACGGGCAACAGUAUUGCACGGCUUAGUAAGAACUAGAGUACAAUUGAAUGUUUUCGAACAGCUACACUUGAUGUUUCUAGUACGCUCCACCGCUAAAGCAAUGUGCGACGCUUCUGUGUUGCUUGAGAAGGCCAAUGUAAUUUAACUUAAGUGUGAGGAGAGCGCCAUACGUAAGAGAGAGAUGCGAAUACUUUAAUUAGUCUAAACGCGCAUGCAAACUAUUAUUGAUAGACCGAUUUGUGUGAAUAAGACAGCACUACGAAUGAAUAAGAUGCCAAUACAUGAUAGCAUUCACGUGAGAAGGUGGGUAAGGUAAGUAGCCUUACCUGCCUUCUACCUCCGUUACCUACUUACGACUUAACUUUCUUUGAGAUUUCACAAAAAUUGUAUAAUUUCGCAAAAUUACAGUUUUUUAACUAAAUUACCCUAAAAAUUUUACUGACUGUUGUAAAACUUUCUUGAAUCUUAACAUCAGUAACUGUUGCCAAAUACAAAUGCUACACCGUAGUAUGGAAGCAACCGAUUGUUGCUCAAAAUAGGUCAACCUAUAAUCGGUCGUUAAAAUCAGCCAUCGGCACGUUUAGACUAAAAAAGGAUCUUAAUUUUCAUUCUUAUUAUAAAUAUUAUCGUAUUAUCAUUUUUAUUAUAAAUAUUUUUUUUCUAAGAUAUUUUGGUCUAGUAGCGAUUCGAGUUAAAUAGACCGUAGACAGUAGAAUUUAUAAUGUUGUUUCCUUAGUUGUCAAAUGUAUGUCCAAACAUUUCUUUAAGCUUUACUCGAAUGAUUUGUAAGUGCGUGUUGAAGUAAAAAUAUAAACCGAUUUGUAUUGACAUACAAAAAUGUAUCAUUAAAUAUUGUCGUAUAAAUUUUAUUAAUAAUUAGUAGUCAAUAUAAAAAUACGGUUUAAAAUCGCACGCACACUUUAUCACGUAAAUAUUUUGUUAUUAUUGUAAGAUUCUAUUUAAAAUGGGCACCAGUAAUAAAAAAUAUUUAAAGAAAUAAAAACAAUCCAAGAAUUGUCGUGCUUUUCACAAUUUAAUUUAUUUUGGCGUUAAAAUUUAAAGACUUUGAAAUGACAAAAUUCUUGCCAAUCGUUGCAUGUAUAAAUUAAAUAUUUUGUUUUAUAACUGACUAAAUUACCUGGUUACGAAGCAUGGCCGAUUAUAAUAAGGCCGAUUUCAGUUACUGAAUCGGUUCAUUCGUCCAAAAUCAAAACAGGUGCCAAUGAAAACUGCUUGCAUAUCUAGAAACCCCACGCCUCCCUCAGUUUAUCAUUGUAAUAGGUAAGAACUUACCCCCGAUUUUACGCUUACAAACGUAGCUUGUUUGUUAGAGUAACGAAAAACUAUUAAGUCAGAGUAAAAUGAAACAAGGAUAUUUAGGUUCAUUUUUCUUUGUCGUUAUAGUUUUUGAAACUACAAAAAGCUGCCACUACAACAGUGGCCCGGAUUAAUAAACCGAUAUUAUUAACACGGGCCUACUACGUUAUAAUCCUGUACACAUUGUA